AUGCCUCCACGAAGCUCGCGGCUUCGUCGCUUCCUGCUCCUCACAGCCGCAGCAGUUGCCGUCACGCUGUGCGUCACUGCUGUCUCCGCUAAGCAGCACCAGAAGGUCUCCGUGGACAUCUCUGCGCCCGAGCCGGAUGCCAACGGCGUUACCGUGCCCGAGUUUGUGGCCACGAACGAGUGGCAGGAGCUGCUGCCUGGCCAAGGCGUGCCGCGGGGACUGCACGUGCGUCUGAAUCUGGAGACCGGCAAGCGCGAGGCAAAGCUGGUGGACCCAAAUGAAGAGGCGACGGAGGAGUCGAUGCGCUCGGUCGUUGUUGACCCGAACGCGAAGGAGACCACAGUGACGGUGUCCACUGAUAUCUCCGGAGACAUCGUGCCGACCGAGGAAGACGACGACACGCUUACCGUUACCGAUGAAGUAGUUAGCGAGGACGCCGACGACGUGACUACGGACAGCUCUGAGUUGACUAAUACGGAAGAGGAUGAAGCCCCACCGGCCGAGCCGAACUGGAACCACGAGAAAAUAUACGACGUGCUGCAGGCGCUGCCCGAGCCGCCCAAGGUGGAGGGUAUGGACAUCCACGAAGCGCACGAGAAGCUGUCUCCUGCCGAGUUCCGGAAGCAGAUCGUUACCCUCUGGAAGAAGCGCCAAGCUGAGCUCAAGGAGGCGCUCGAGUCGCUUCAGGACGACGCAAAGUAUCUGGGCAAGCUGCUGGAGCAGUUCAAAGAUGCUGAGCAGAGAGGUGAUACCGAGGGCCAGCUGUCCGUGCUGGAGGUGCUCGAGUGGGAGGUGCAGGAUCUGGACAAGACCCACGUCUUCAACUUCAUUGGCGGGUUUGGCAUCAUUGCCGAGUACCUGAACUCGACCAACUUGCCUGUUCGCUCGCACGCUGCGUGGGUGGUCGGAUCCGCGGCGAAGAACUACAAGGAUGGCCAGGAGUGGGCUAUCGACGCCGGUGUCAUGCCGAAGUUGAUUGAUUCGUUGACCCUGGAGAUUCCCAGUACUGAGGAGACAGCCAAGGACGUACUGGAAGUCAAGAAGAAGGCCAUCUACGCUCUGUCUUCCAUUGUGCGAUCGAAUGAGCGCGGACAACGGCUGUUCAAGCUCCACAAUGGGCCUGAGCUUCUGGCGGGAUUGUUUAACGAUGCUCACCCCACGAAACUUCAGUUGAAGGUGCUCCUGUUUGUGUAUGACUUGCUGGCAGAAGCCGCGGAGAGCAAAUUGCGUGCCGGUGAACAGCCGGAACCUAAUGCGCUGAUGGAGCUGGAAGAAGUAUUCCAGUCCGCGGAAUGGUGUGAACGCUUCUCAGCGACUUUCGCCCCGCUUCUUGUUCAUCGCGAGGUGAUUGAGCUGGUGGACGCCAUGCGCCACCAGCUUCCUACGUGCCAGCAGGUGCACCAGACUUCUGGUGUCAAGACCGUAGUGGAGUCGCUUGCCAAGAAUUUUGCCGAUGACGAGGAGCUUGACAACGAAGAGAAGAAGGAACUAGCACUCUUCUUCCAGGACUUCCUGGGUCGCGUGUGA
Messenger RNA from Phytophthora sojae, 1527 nucleotides. RefSeq lists its product as hypothetical. The transcript has 4 exons. The record is from RefSeq and is a predicted model, not a curated record. Lineage: Eukaryota; Oomycota; Peronosporomycetes; Peronosporales; Peronosporaceae. Bases 1 to 1527 code for a protein of 508 amino acids.